GUCCUCCUCAUCUGUGAGGUGUGUAUGAUGAACGCUCGGUAUGUUUACUGCGUCUGAUGUUUGCGCGUGAGCCGUGAGGAGCUGCACAGCUGCUGUAAGUCUGAGAGGCAGCACCACUGGAUUUGCAGCUGACCUGCAGUCUUCUCUUAGUGACUUUAGUGACUCUUUGGAGAGAGAGAAAGUAGGGUGUGCGUGCGUGCGUGUGCGCGCGUUGUACUUUGACUCUGUGAGCAGGUCCAUGGGUCACUGCAGUGUGAGGCUGUGAUUUGAAGUGUCAUGAUGUGGCAAUGUGUAUUCACUAGGAGACACAGAAAGGGACUUUUGCGGAACUAGCUAAUAAUGGAGUUUAGAGGGCCGAACUGGAAUGACCAGUGGCCACAGAGCCAGCGCUCGGAUCACAGAGUCAGAGAUGAGCAGCACAGGUCUCAUCAAGCAGGACAACAAGCCCAUUAUCCUCCCCCAGAUGUAAGGGACAGUGAGAGACGAUGGUAUGCCCCAGAUCCGCGCUACAUGUACUACAUGAGCGGGCCGCCGCCUCCUCCUCCUCCUCCUCCUCCUGUAGAGUUUAACACCGCAUACGGGAGUCAAACAUACACACCCGAACGAGCUCGAUCACACUCCAGGCAAGGAUAUGAGUAUCCUCCUCAGAACUACUGGGAUUACAGGAAUGACUUCAGCUAUUACGAUCAUGGGUACUACGGAGGCCAUUAUGGAUACCCAGCAGCCUCAGAUGCCAGUGGAUGGUCAGCGCAGGGAUGGAGGCCAGAGGGGCAUCAGGAGUUUGUAGGAGCCACAUACGCACAUCAGCAUGGGUAUGAGCUCAGACGAGACAGCGGUCAGUAUGAUGGUGGUGUUUCUGUAAGAGAAAGCAUGGACACCAGGAAUGAAGCUUGGGAGGUGCCUGAACCUGGAGGUCUGGCCAGCUCUAAAACCUCUGGUCUGUCGUCCAGUACCUAUGAACUCAGCCAGUACAUCAAUGGAGAGGAUCAAAGCGAUGCUCCGCCUCCAAAUUACUCAGAGGCUGUUUCCAAGUCAGUGGCUCCGCUGAAGUUCUGUGUUCCUCAUGUGGCUUUGAGCUUUGGGCCUGCAGGACAGCUGGUGAGAGUCACUCCUUCUUUGCCAUCUCAUGGAGAACCUGCUCAGGUGGAAAUCCACAGCCUGGAGGUUAUACUGAGUGACACAUGUGAGCAGAAUGAUAUGCGAAGCUUUCCCGGACCACUGGUAAGGGAGGAUCUGCAUAAGGUGGAUGUCAUUAAUUUUGCCCUGCAGAUGGCUGAUGCUUGUCUGAAGUAUGAAACCUCACACAAGGCUUCCUCUGCCUCCCUCCUGUGGCAGCUGCUGGUAUUGCUGUGUAGACAGAAUGGGAGAAUUGUGGGUUCAGAUAUUGCUGAACUUCUGCUUCGAGGGAGCUGCUCUGUAGGAGUGUGUGAAGGAAGUAGCGAGCAGUCAGACGUGGGCAGCUUGAUUGAUCUGAAUGAAAGUCCAAAGCCAGAGGCGGACAGCUUUAACACUUCUGAUCUCCUAACCGGAAACCCGCUGAGUGAUGAAGAGACUUCAGAACAAAAGAUCCAGAACUACACCAAACUCCUGCUGGCUGGAAGAAAGAAGGAAGCACUGGAGUCAGCCAUGCGGAGUGGCUUAUGGGGUCACGCUCUGUUUCUUGCCAGCAAGAUGGACAGCAGGUCCUACAACACUGUACUAAGCAGGUUUACAGGGAGUCUAUCUCCUAGUGACCCACUCCAAACCCUUUUUCAAUUACUUUCUGGGAGGAUGCCAGCUGUUGCCAUGUCCUAUAGUAAGGAGAAGUGGGGUGAUUGGAGGCCUCAUCUUGCUGUUAUGUUAUCCAAUGAAACAGGAGAUUCUCACAUGCACUGCAAGUCAAUUAUCAACUUUGGUGAAACACUAGCUUCCAGAGGCCUGCUCCAUGCAGCUCACAUCUGCUACCUCACGGCUCACACGCCCUUCGGCUGGUACACAAACAAAGCACAGCAUCUGGUGCUACUGAGCAGCAGUCAUAGUGCUUCCUUUCCUGACUUCUGUCAUAAUUCAGCCAUUCGCUGCACUGAGGUGUUUGAAUACAGCCAGAGACUAGGGAACCCAGCCUUUAUCAUUCCUUCCUUUCUGGUGUACAAGUUCCUGUAUGCAUGUCGACUGCUGGAUUGUGGUCUGUUCUCACAGGCCUUCCAUUACUGUGAGCUCGUAGCUAAAGCUCUGCUCACAGUACAAGACCCGCACAUCGUACUUCUACAGGAGGUUACCAAGAUGGUGGACCGACUUAAACACUCUGAAACACAGAUCAGUGAGACAGGUGUUGAUCCAGACUGGCUGUCUCUGCUACAUCAGCGUCUACAGGACCUGCAGAUUGGGAACUCAUGCGGCAAUAAUUUGGACCCCUCCGCUGCUGAAGCCACUUCGGUACGAGAGGAGAGCAGGGAGUGUGCAGAUCCUAACGGAGGUGAACUUUCCACCAAUGAGAUGAUCCAUACUUUUCUUACAGAGGACGGUUAUACUGGUUCAGGAAAUGUGCAUUAUAAUCAGUCUCAGUUUGCAGCACAUGCCCAUUCCUCCUACACCACAGAAGAACAGACUUACAGCCCUGAAACCCAAACAUGUGCUUCGGAAGAGCAACUUCCUCCAAUCUAUGCUCCAAUCCCCAUGUAUUCCCAGCAGAAUUUGGACACUUCUGAAUUCCCACUAAAUUCCCACGCAAUGCAGGAUGGUGUCAAUCAUCCUGACACAUCGUACCACCAGAGUGCACCCAGUCUGGAUCCAGGAAGCCACAGUAAUACAGAUGGUGAUUUCUCCCCUUAUAAAAGCACGGAGAGUGCUCCUAUGAAUGGAACUGCUCUUGGUAGUGCUGAUCUGGACAUGACACCCCCUCCUACUGCACAGAAUACACAGGAAACCACUAUUCAGAAAAAAGAAAAGGAAACAAAGUCAGGGUGGUUUAGUGGAUGGUUCAGGUCCAAUCCUAAAGAAACUCCAGAGGAUCAACAUGAAGAACCCAAACCUGCUGUCAAGGAGUCAACUCCCAUUUCUACUUUUGGCACACCACCAAAGAUCUCUUCCACCAUGCUGCAAUCUCAGACCCAAGCUGCUGGAAUUAAUCCCUUUUCUAGGAGAGCUGGUCAAAAGCCAGGGGCAGCUUUGGGCCAGGGUCCCUAAUGCACCUCUGGGGUGUUCUCUCAUGGGAGGGUUACAGGUGGUAUUAACCUGCUGAGUUGGGAUCAAAACAUCUCAGGAUUCAACAUCAAACAGAAACCCGAAUGAUCCAAAGGAGCACCAAAAUUCCCAAUUAUUAUUAUUUUUUUUUUACUAUAAUAAGGCAACAGAUUUCAGAAAUGUACACGAUACACAUUUUAUGAUACAACAUUAUCUGUUCAUCAAUGUUUAUUCUCUAUUUACUAGAUGUGGAUCUGGAUUUGGCACUGAGAAAUGAACAAAAAUGCAAGGCUAUCACAUUUCAUGAAUUUUGUAUAUGAAAGUGUCUGUAAUCUGUUCAUCAUAUUCAUUGUACAUUUUUGAAGCUAUGACACAAUCCCAACAUUUUGGAAUCGAUUUAUUAAACAUUUAAUUUCUUUAGAGGAGGACAAGUGCCAGAUGGUGAAUUUAAAAUAGGCGAGAACUAUAACUGUUUAGCAUCUUUCAUUUGUUUAAUCCAACAUGACCAAAAAAGAAUGGAAGUCCAUUGAAAGCCUUUGUUAACUUUGAAUACGCUUCUGUUCCAUCUUCUAUUGCUGGGAAGCUUAUAUUCUUUAGCAUGCAGUAGUUUGUUGCUGUACACUUUAAUUAUGUAAUUAAAACAGUAUUGUCCUAUAAGGGCUAUUUAUAUAUGAAAAAUUAAAUUAAAAUACUCUUUCUGGCAAAGAGACAUUUAAAAACUCAAGGUAACAAAAUGUAUACAUUCUGUUUAAUGAUCAAAUGUAUGCACGUCAGUUAAUAAAUGCUGUGACUGAAGAAAUACAUUUUACAAUUCUGAAAUUAAUUCAGUAUAAUGCACUAUGAAAAUGUGUAAAAUUGUAUAAAAAUGUAUAAAAUACUUAGUGUUGGACAGUUGAUGUACUAUUACAGAAAUUCAGAGCAUUUUCUCUUUCACCAAGAUAAUUUAUGUUACACUGUAUUACCAUUUGGCCUUGGAUAAUGAUGGUGCACAAUAUUAAAGGAAAGGACUUCA
Messenger RNA from Clarias gariepinus (North African catfish), 4174 nucleotides. RefSeq names its product SEC16 homolog B, endoplasmic reticulum export factor (gene sec16b). The transcript has 24 exons. The record is from RefSeq and is a predicted model, not a curated record. Gene Ontology annotation, biological process: autophagy; COPII vesicle coat assembly; Golgi organization. Bases 340 to 3165 code for a protein of 941 amino acids. Gene Ontology annotation, cellular component: ER to Golgi transport vesicle membrane; endoplasmic reticulum exit site. NCBI's taxonomy places the organism in Eukaryota, Metazoa, Chordata, Actinopteri, Siluriformes, Clariidae.